GUAUUCGGUGAAUGUUUACCCUGAUUGUAUGCGCAGUUGAGAAACACGUAACAGCGAAGUUGAAUAACUUAUUGGAUAUUUAUGUGAUCAGGCGACGAGCUCUGACAGCUGCAUUUGUGCCUUGAAAACGGCUUUGAACCGGCCCCAGUAUCCAACAGGGACUGUAAAAUUAAAGCUCCGACGCAACCCGAUAUUAUCGGUCCCUUCUUCAAACCAAGAAACCGCCAUGAUCUUACGUUUCACGACAGAAUAAUUUUUAAAGCUCUAGUUAUUGAAGACCGAAAGAGUUGAUAAACGCCUUCAGACUCUAAGAUUACUUAGCGUAUUAAAAACAAUCAUUCUAGUAGCUGGAAAAUGAUCAUGAGGUCGAAUUAACGAAGUCUCUUCGCCGAUUUAGAAAACAUUUUCGGGAGUAGAUUUCAUUUCAGGAUACUGAGGAAAAAAAGCGAUAAAAAUGGCGACGGAGAAGGAAGGAAAAGCCGAAAGCAAGGCUAAAGAGACUUCAAGUGAAGUUUCUCCGCUGGAAGCCGACGGCAAGACGGCAUUACUUAGUAGAGUCAAUAAAGAUCUGAUCGUUCCGAAGCUAUCGUUCUUCUUCUACUUCAUGGGAAUUGGAGCGUUCCUUCCAUACCUCGGAGUCUACUACAAGCAAUUAUGGCUCAAUGCAAGAGAGACUGGUAUUUUGCUUGGUAUACGACCGUUUAUAAAGAUGCUGUUCUCGCCCGUUUGGGGGAUCAUCACUGACUAUUUUCGCAAGCCCAAAACGAUUUUGCUGCUAUCAAUAUUUGCAAGUUUAAUAGCACAUUGGUCGCAGAGUAUAGUCUCGCCAUUCCAGUUACCUUGCUAUCCUGAAAACUCCUCUUCCGUUGAAGCUAGAGGCGAACCAAUUCCCGGUAUCGCAAAGAGUCUAGAUGUACAAUUGAACACUUUAAAGAACCAGAAUUUUAAACGUGAAUUGAACACCUAUCCUUUAAGAUAUCAGGUCAUUACGGCUGGUGAAAGCAUAGCAAGAAGCAUAGGAGAAAACAAAAUGGCUCCAGAGUAUCGAAAGCUCGAGAAAAGAUCUUCAAUUUUUAAAGAAAAGGGGAGUGGAAAUUUGAAAGGGGAAGAUAAAAAUCUUCACAUUCAAGAUAAUAAUCAAAGACAAACCAAACAGCGAGAAUCUAAUUUAGUGUUUUCUGGCGAGGAUUUUGCUGAAUUAUUCGAGACUUUUGAGAACCCGGGAAAAUCGACCGAAGUUCGCGAGAAGAAGGAAGAGGGAAAUAGAACUUCGCCCGAUAAAGAUGGUCGUGUUACCGAAUACGUCGAGAGCCAACCACGAACGAUCAUGACCAAAAACAAAAAAAUAAAAUCUCCAAAACCAAAAACCGACUUCAGAAUCCGCGAUAAUAAAAAGAUUUUCAUCAUUUUAUUAGUUCUUAUAAUAUUCGGCGAAAUGGUGGCAGCGCCGGCUCCAAUGUUAACAGACAGUGGAACCCUAACUUUGUUAUCUGGACGCGAACACGAAUAUGGAAAACAGAGGCUGUUUGGAUCACUGGGAUGGGGAACGGGAGCGUUAGUGGCAGGAGCUGUUGUUACAGCCUUCCACUACUGUCCAUACUCAGACAACAUCAAUUAUGUGCCAAUAUUUUAUGUAUUCGCUGCGGCUAUGCUGAUUGAUUUGUGCGUGUCCGCGUUUUUCAAGUUUGUGUCGGACAAUGAAAAGGAAGUGGACUCGGAUGCUAAAGGGUGUAUUCUUGGGCUUAAGUUGUUUGGUAAUGUGAAGAACGCAGCGUUUAUCUUCGUUCUAUUCUUCUGUGGACUCUCGCACAGCUUGAAACUCUCAUUUCUGUUCUGGUUUCUCCAAGACAUCGGAGGCACCCCUGUGCUCUUCACCCUCAUUGUCCUCAUCAACUCUCUGUCCGAGGUCUUCAUGUUCUUUUUCGCGACAUACAUCGUGAAAAGGGUAGGCCACGAUGCUGUGUUAUACAGUGGCCUCUGGUGCUAUGGGAUCAAGUUUCUCAUCUACUCGUAUAUCAAGAAUCCCUGGCAUGUUUUACCGUUGGAGUCUUUGCAGGGUGUGACGUAUGGGCUGGUGUGGACUGCUAGUGUAUCGUAUGUUGUUGCAGGGCCAGGAUACGGCGCAACUAUUCAAGGGAUUAUCCACGGGGUAUACUGGGGCCUUGGCAUGGCUGUUGGCGGUGUACUCGGUGGAUUUCUCGUUCACGUGCUCGGCGCGCGUGUGACUUUUAGGAUUACCGCUGGCUGCUCGCUGGGAAUUUUGGUACUUUUCUUCGCGUUGAACAAUUUCUAUCGCAGAAGAGAUGAUUACAUGCCAAUUUCGACAGAACCUGACCAAAAGACUAAGAAAGAGAGUGAGGAGAGUAAAUAACACCACAGGAAACCCAAAUAUUAUUAUUAUUAUUAUUAUUAUUAUUGUUAUUUUCGAUUAAAAAAAUUAUCGGUAGUAAUAAUGAUUAUCAGGUUGAGAUUUCUUAAAAUUGAUAAUUUGAUAAUUGAUAAAUGAAACUCAAAGAGUUAUUCUUCAAUUGUGCGUUACGCGGCUUCUGUGGGGAACGUUGGUGUCUUUAAUAUACAGUCCUUUGACUAAACGUUGUCGUUGAUCGGAUCAUCCCUACGCGCCUAGACCGAAAAGGAUAACGGGUAAAUUACCCAGAACUUGCGUCAUCCAAACUGCUCGCCAGCGUUAAAUCUU
Actinia tenebrosa (Australian red waratah sea anemone) is the source of this 2695-nucleotide messenger RNA. Its product is annotated as major facilitator superfamily domain-containing protein 6. Lineage: Eukaryota; Metazoa; Cnidaria; Anthozoa; Actiniaria; Actiniidae. Gene Ontology annotation, cellular component: membrane. The record is from RefSeq and is a predicted model, not a curated record. Gene Ontology annotation, molecular function: transmembrane transporter activity.